Ruditapes philippinarum (Manila clam) is the source of this 2255-nucleotide messenger RNA. RefSeq lists its product as uncharacterized. Gene Ontology annotation, biological process: positive regulation of DNA-templated transcription. Gene Ontology annotation, cellular component: chromatin; nucleoplasm. The record is from RefSeq and is a predicted model, not a curated record. Lineage: Eukaryota; Metazoa; Mollusca; Bivalvia; Venerida; Veneridae. Bases 273 to 2048 code for a protein of 591 amino acids. Gene Ontology annotation, molecular function: ubiquitin-protein transferase activity; zinc ion binding. The transcript has 2 exons.
UUUAUCAAUAAUUUAUCUGACAGAGAAAUAAAUUUUGUUAUAAAAUGUACAUAGCAAGUUGAAAUAAGCAUUAUUUAUAAAACAGAAAAAUAAGGUUUAUAAUAUGAGCUGUUUAGGAAACAUUUGAAAAGUAAAGACUUGGACAGAAUAUGUGGCAGUAAAUUAUCUGUUUAUAAUUGAUUGUGAUAGAAAACAAGGACAGUGUAUGACUCUAUCUUUUUGUAUGGUACAUAUCAACUAACUAACUUUGUUUGAGCAAGUUAAUCCACAAGAUGGCUAACGGUGAGCAGAUCAAUACGGAUAUUCUUUCUGAUGAAGUGUUUGAUGUACUAUGUACAAUCUGCAAAAGUAAAAGCAAAAACACAGAAGGUGUAAAAUUCUGUGUGGAUUGCCAAGAUUAUUUCUGUGUUAUAUGUGUCCAAGUUCACAGUCAAGUUCCUGUGUUAGCUGGUCACAAGAUGUUUGAUAAAUCUUUAGUUACACCAGGAAUCAUCAAAGGUCACCCAAUAGCACCAGAAGUGCCUGUAUGUGCUGGUAACAAGGUAUUGGAUAAAUCUCAGGUUAAGUCAGGAACCAGUAAAGGUCUGCCGAGGGCACCAGAAGAGAGAUGUGACAGACACAGUCAUAAACACAUUGAUAUGUACUGUCAGAACCAUGAUAAUGUUGGCUGUUCUACAUGUAUGGCAGUUGAUCACAGGUCAUGCCUGGAUAUCGUCUACAUUCCAGAAUUUAUCCAAAAUAACACUUACCAAUCAGCCUCAAUAGAAAUUCAAACAAAACUAAAGGAAAUAUCCAAGACCCUUGCAGAACAAGUUACCAACUUCAAACAAGAUAAACAAAGGCUGCUGAAAAGAAAGGUCGAAUUACUGGCUGAUAUCAGAAAAUUUCGUCAAGAAAUUAAUGACCAACUUGACAAGUUGGAGAAAAAUUCUAUAAAUGAGAUAGAAGAUAUGGUUAAACUCCUUGAAGACAAGAUUGAAGACAAUCUCAAAAAGCUACAAGAUAAUUCGUCCAGGGUUACCUCUGCUUAUGAUAAAUUAGCAUCUUCAAACACAAAUCAAGCUGAAGUGUUUGUUUUUGUGAAGAUUGGGGAAGAUGCUGCAAAUGUUGCUGACAAAUGUUUAGAAGAUACGAAAAGAAAACAUACUGGAGAAGACAUAGUGUUUCAACCUGAUAAAACAAUUCUUACAUUGCUACAACCAUAUAAAGCGAUUGGCACACCAACAGAGAUAGAUACAAAGACUGCUGGCACUUUAUUUCAGAUUAAAGGGGAACAAUCAUGCUGUGUUACACCUGGGAAAUACAGUUCCUUGGAAAGUGCAUGCUGUCUGAAGGACGGCACAAUUAUUCUAGCUGAUGCAUACAAUAAGAAGCUAAACCGGUUCCACAGUAACAACUAUACCGUCACAGACUACUGCCUUCCUGGAGGACCCAGGCAAGUCUGUUCAAUAAAUACAACACAAGUAGCAGUAACUUUACCGUCACAGAAAGAAGUUCAUUUCAUUUCUGUUGAAGGACAAAUGAGUUCAACAAACAAGAUUAACACUGGUUUUGAAUGUUAUGGUCUUGCAUACACCAACGAUAAUUUAUAUGUAUCAGAUUGUGAUGCAGAAGUAUGUAUCUAUACAUUGUCUGGAAGGAGGCUGAAACAGCUCAGAAUAAAUCAAUCACUAUUCUCAGGCAUAUUAAAUAUAUUUUCUUCCAUACGAGGUCUAGCUGUCAGUAAAGACGCUACAAGGAUGUAUGUUGCUGAUGCCCGUCGUGGAUUGAUAGUGUUGGACAACAAUGAGAAUGUUAUUUCAACAUUCAGUUGUAAAAGAUUAGAGCAACCGGAAUAUUGUUAUGUCACUGAAGCAGGUGGUGUCCUGGUAUCUGGAUAUUACUCCAAUAAUGUUUUACAGUUUACAUGUGAUGGUGAACUGAUAGGAGAGGUUAUAAAAGCUGAUAGUGGAAAAGGGAAAAUUGCUUCAGUUUGUUGUAACCAACAAAUGUCUAAAAUGUAUGUAAGCAGAUUUGGAAAAAACAACAUUGAAGUGUAUGAUAUCUGAUCAGUAAUAAAUGACUACAAACCACCUUCUGUAAAAAUGUAAUUGAAAGUACAUGUAUAUUCUAAUUCAGAACCUACAAGCAUGAAAUGUGAAAAAGAACAAGACUGUGUUUAUGAUACACAAUGUUGCCACAUUGUAUUAUAAUAAAUCACUAACAAUAGAUGGACCAAAAGUAGUUCAUCAUGUGAUUGUACAUAAUUGAGCCGC